CUCUCGGCUAUUAGAAUCGUUGUUGAGGCUGGUUUGUUAGUUUGCUUCGGUAGAAUGAUGCAGAGUUUUGUGGAAUAAGUCACGCACUGUGCCGAGUUUGGCACUCUCUGCUUCACACACGGUCGAAAGUAAUGACGGCCACCGUUAAUCAAACCUGUUUUCGUAAUGAUGAUUCUGGACAAGACAACGACGACGGUGAAUCGCGAAUAUAUUCAAUAAGCACGGUUAUGUUUCUUAGUUCGAUUGAAAGAGAAUUGGAAUCAGUGAGAAACGAUUUUCGUUGAGUAAAUUACAACAACUGCAAGGUGGAUUAGCUGGGGAAUCCUAGCUGACCUGUCUGCCAGUUCUCGUUCGCAUGCGAAGAGCAAACCUGUUGCUGGUUUAUCCACGCGAGAGAGUCCACCAAGAGCAACGAUCUGCACAUGUGAGCGCGAGCGGUCGCAACUUCGUCACCUCUGGGAAAGCAACACGAUCAGUUUUCGUCGCAGCAUUCUUCAGGAGACUUGAUAUUUUAUUUAGAUGGUUCAUCUAUUGGGUGUUAUUGCUAGCUAGAAAAUUCGUCAGUUUUAUGCUGUGUGGCCUCGAAUCGAAAUUGGUUGUGUUGUAAUUGGCAGCGCAAUUAAAUCUUUCGAGAUGGCGCCCAGUGAUGUGCUGAUUAGUUCUGUGUUGUGUUUGCUAAUUUCUAGCAGUGGAUUGACCAAUGGAUUAAGCUCCAGUGAUAUUGUAGAAGAUGAUGUGAACUUUUGGAAAAGGGACAGCAGACAGAUCAGUUACGAUCUUCAGCCCUAUGGACAGCAACCGAAUCUAUUUGCUCAAGUAGCAGCAAACACCGCCAAUGUACUAUCAAGUGUUAAUAGGCAAAUUCAAUCAAACUUUGAUCAAUUAUCGAUGCCCUUUGGAAAAUCAGGAGGGUUAUAUACUGUUGAGAUACAAUUUGAUAAUGGUAAUCCGAUAGGGUACGGUCAAAAUUCGUACGGAUAUGCUCCACAAAAUCAAUACGGUUUUUCUCCACAAACGUCCUACGGGUAUCCACCACACGGACAAUCAUAUCCACCGCCACAUGGUGGACAUCCCCCGGGACAUCACGAAAAUUCAUAUCAUCAGCACGGUCCACCCCCACCACAUGGUCCACCGCCGCAUCAUGGGCCACCUCCACCUCAUGGUCCACCGCCACAUCAUGGUCCACCCCCGCCUUAUGGUCCACCCCCGCCACAUGGUCCGCCACCACCACAUGGCGGACAUCAUGGAAGUGGGCAUCAACCACACGGCCCACCACCGUACGGUCAACCACCAUUAUAUGGAGGUUCCUAUCCCCAUCAUCAUGGGCACUCGCACAACCCCGCCCAUCAUUAUGAACCAGCGAAUAAUAAUCAGUACAACCCCCAGCCAGGAAUCUUACCACAAAACCCUAAUGAACCGUUCCACCAAAACCCAAAUAAACCUCUGAGUCCAGAUGCAACAACAACUCCAAAAACUAUCCCAGCUCCAGCUCCAGAGGUAACUAAGGCACCACAGCCUAUUACUGCACCACCACCAACACCAGCACCCGCACCACCGCCAGUGGUCAUUCCCUUAUCCACUACUACAACUUUACCUCCUCCGAUAGCAACAUCUCCCUCUGCAGAUAUCGACGAUGUCACAUACGAUAUCGACAUUCGCGGAGAAUUCAACGAUAGCGCGACAGAACGAACUCGUCGUCAAGUGUUUCCAAAUCUGUUUAGCUUAAUCGGAAACCUCGUGCAAGCUGGCGAAAAUCUGGCAAACCCCGCCAACUAUCAGCAGCCAAAUCGACAACCUCUUCUGUCGGUAUUGGGAGCCUUCGGGCAACAGCAACAGGUUCCACAGGGGUCAGGAGCAUUCAAUGGUUUCCAACCGCCGCAACCUCAACCACAACCGCAACCCCAACCCAGGCCACAACCUCAAAGUCGGCCUCAACUUCAACCUCAGCCUCAACCUCAACCCCAGUCUCAACCACAACCCCAGCCACAACCCCAACCUAGUUCUCAAUUCCAACAACAACCUAAACCUGCGCCACUACCUGUAGUUCCACUACCUCCUCCGUCACCAGCGGACUCCAACCUUGGAACAAACUUCUCUGAACUUAACCUGCAGCAGCUCGGAAACACCGACUUCACCUGGACUCACGAUAACAUCCGUGCCACUCGUCGAGUACGACGCGAUUCGGACGCCAUCGUUUUUCCGAAGGACGAUGAUGAGGAUAGAGAUUUUUCAAUACGAAUACCACCCAACAAACCGGGCAAACAACCUUCCACGGGUUCGCAAGCCGGCUCGCAGUCAACGUCCCAUAACCUCUGGGGUGGGUUCCAGCAGAGCAGUGGUUCACAGUCACAGUCGCAGUCCACCCAAAACGAGCUGGGCUCCUUCAAUCAAAACUCCGCCGGCAGUACGUCCGGUAACGUUGCGGUCGAUGGAAGCUCCGGCCAGCUGAGCGCUGCCAACACAAUGCAGCAGAGUUUUCAAACGGCUGACUCCUCCGGUAGUAAAAACACUGCCCAAAGCCAGUCUGCCAAUUUCGACAAGCAUGGAAACCUAGCACUAACAUCCUCCAAUGCCAACACAAACUCCAUCCUGGAGAAGGACAAAUUCAAGGAACAGUCGAACGCAGGUUCGUCAUCUACCCUUCAAAACCAGCAUGGAACCUCCUCCAGCAAUGCGCAGACCGAUUCGGAGACGUUCUUCGAGAACGGGCUUCAGGGUAACAAAAACACGGCCUCAAGUCAGUCGUUACAGACGAACAAAGAUGGAUCAGUUUCCGGGUCUAAUGCCAACACGCUGAGCAACACUUUUACCGGUCCAAACGGACAACAGGGAUCGUCUUCUUCCAGCCAGUCCUCGAGUUUUAACAAGGGUGGAGGAGCAGCUAGCGGUGCAGCUGGUGGAGCGUCAUCGUCCUCGUCGAGUUCUUCCGCGUCGAGCUCCAGUGGCAGUGGCAGCGGUUCGUUCAGCAUAAGUGGGUCUUUUGCCGGAUUGCCACAAUUCGGGACCUUUCCGAAUUUGUUUCAACAACUGCAAGGUCAACUAGGGCGAUUACAGAACCAUUAAAUGUGGGUAAUAUAUGAAAUUAAACACAGUAAAAUUUGUUUGAAAAAAUAAAGAAAACACACUCGAGGGGAAUUCCACGGGCUCAAAAUGGGAGAAUUAUUAUUUAAUUUCACUUUGGGCACCCAAAUUUUCGAUAAAAAUGAAUCAUCAAAUGUAUUUUUUUAUCAAAUCUUCAGGAAAUGGCACAUUUAACUUUGGUCUUACAAAAUUUACGGAUAUUCUGAGGUUGCAGCCUGGGUUGUUCUAGUUCUAGGGGAAUUACAAUAAAAGAGGAAACAUUU
Molecule: messenger RNA, 3344 nt
Organism: Wyeomyia smithii (pitcher-plant mosquito)
Lineage: Eukaryota; Metazoa; Arthropoda; Insecta; Diptera; Culicidae
Product: AT-rich interactive domain-containing protein 1A-like
Exons: 2
Coding region: 634-3063 (809 amino acids)
Source: RefSeq, a predicted model, not a curated record